Purpureocillium lilacinum is the source of this 1446-nucleotide messenger RNA. RefSeq lists its product as uncharacterized. NCBI's taxonomy places the organism in Eukaryota, Fungi, Ascomycota, Sordariomycetes, Hypocreales, Ophiocordycipitaceae. Gene Ontology annotation, molecular function: 3-dehydroquinate synthase activity. Gene Ontology annotation, biological process: antibiotic biosynthetic process. The record is from RefSeq and is a predicted model, not a curated record.
AUGUCGGACAUGAACGCAACCGUGACCGAGGUCGCAAACGGCUUCAACGUUUGUGGCUACGAAAAGAUUGAAUAUGACUUUGCAUUCCUUGAUGGAGUUUUUGACACGGCGAAUCCGCAGCUUGCCAAGUGCUAUCGCACCUGGGGGCGGUGCCUUGCAGUCAUGGAUCUCAACAUCUUCACGCUUUAUGGAGAGGUGAUUGAGGCGUACUUCAAGAGCCACAACAUUGACUUAACUAUACACAAAACCAUGAUCGGCGAGAAAGCCAAGAGCAUGGACACCCUGCUAAGCAUCAUCGAUUCUAUGAAUGACUUUGGUGUUUACCGCAAGGAGCCGGUCUUGGUUGUCGGAGGAGGUCUGGUCACGGACGUAGCAGGCUUCGCAUGCGCCGCGUAUCGCCGAAACACAAACUACAUCCGUGUCCCGACUACUGUCAUUGGACUCAUUGACGCGUCGGUGUCCAUCAAAGUGGCCGUCAAUUAUGGCCAGUACAAGAACCGCCUGGGAGCCUACCAUGCCCCCAUGCAUACCUUCCUGGACUUUACGUUCCUGCGAACACUCCCGACUGCUCAGAUCCGCAACGGAUUCGCGGAACUCAUCAAGAUCUCGUCCUGCGCGCACAAGGAGACGCUGGACCUGCUUGAUGAACAUUGCGAGGAUCUCAUUGGCAACGCGUUCGGCCGGUCCGACGCGUCAUCCAAGGCCCUCCGCGAGGCGGCAGACAAGAUCUGCAGGGCUGGCAUCUUGGAGAUGCUCAAGCUCGAAACUCCCAACUUGCAUGAGAUCAUGCUGGAUAGAGUCAUUGCAUAUGGCCACACGUGGUCUCCUCUUCAUGAGCUUGUCCCUAACCCGCCACUUCGUCACGGCCAUGCCAUCUCCAUCGACAUGGCGUAUUCGGCGACACUGUCCUACUUGAGAGGGCUUCUGACGGCGGAGGAUCACCAGCGGCUGCUUCGACUUUUCUCCCGCGCCGGUUUGUCAAUGGACCACGACCAAUUCGAUGGCCCCCUUCUUGAGAAGGCCACCGCCGCAAUUUUGCGGACAAGAGAUGGCAAGCUCCGUGCGGCUGUGCCGAUCAGCCCAAUGGGCGAGUGUACCUUCCUCAAUGACGUCUCGCAGAAAGAGAUGUUGGCGGCGCUGGAGGCGCACAAGCGGCUCAUGAAGGAGUACCCACGCCACGGCGCAGGUAUUGAUGCCUUCGUGGAUGCUGGUGACACCGGGUACACUGUCCACGGACAAGCUGUCGAGUCCACGAUGCCUGAGUACACCACUGGUAAUGGCGUCCGCAGCAACGGUGCGGGGGAUGUUGCCUACAACCCCAUCCCCUCGACGGAUGCUGCGCCAACAGCCAUUUUUGGAAAUGACAUCGACAAGAACAAAGGUCUCGCUAGUUUGGCACCCCGGCAGAUUGCCGUGACAGUACAGGAUGGAGCUGGCGAAAGCUGA